GGCGGACACUGUGCGAUUUUAGCCCGAUUUUAAGCCCGAUCCGGUCGGAUGCGACUGAAUUUCAUGAUCGGGCCGAAUUUUAGCUUGAUCGUGAGUCGUUUGUCGUGCAGUGUGAGAGGGGAAGCGAUGUCCGAUUAAUUGCCCAUACGAGCUGCGAAUGAGCAGUCGGACGCGACCAGGGAUUUCUGACAUGCCAGAAAUUUUGGUCGCUUGUCUCACAGUGUGAGCUGUUUUGCGGGCCGAUUUCUUAACGUCACGACCUGUUUUCCCAAAAUUCACUGCAAAUAUACCCAUAAACCCCAUGCGACAGAUCGAGGAUGUCAACAAUGGCGCAAAGGCAACGCGUUGUAUGGACCGAAGACCUGGAGACCAGUCUAGUGGAGCUUUGGCAGCAGCAUUCGUGCCUCUACGAUCUUUCGUCAUCUUCCUACCAUGACAGACAGGCACGUGAAAAACGUUGGCAAGAGAUAGCCGGAGUCCUGCAGUUGCCUGCCAAUGAAGUGAAAACCAGAGCAGCUUCUUUUAGAACCCAAUAUGGAAAGCUUCUCAAACCUAAACCUAGUGGCAGUGGUCAGAAACCUCUAACAUCAAAACAACAAUGGAUUCUCACUCAUCUAGACUUUCUGAAGCCCCAUGUGACGCACAGAACCACAGCCACAACACUGGCACUUGACACUGUGGAGUGUGAGGACAUCGAAGGUAUAGAGGAGGAGCAGGAGGAGGAUGCAGACAUAACUGUUGACUGUGUCAGUUCUCCAGAGAUGGCAACAAGAAAAGGAGAUCCAACAGCACCUAGGUCAUUCCUGCAGUCACCCAUUACCUCUACAUCUGGAACCCCUUCACCUGGGACCCCUUUAUCAGCAUCAGGCCAGUCCUCUAGAUGUUCAACCCCUUUUCCAGAGGGAGAAACAUCAUUAUCUGCAUCUACAUUAUGUGUUGAAGAUGGUUCAAAAAUACCCCGCACCAGCAAGACCAAGGUCAGGUCCUCUGAUACAACCAACAUUGAACUUUUAAAGAUGUCUCUUUUGAAACAGAUUCAGUGUACCCUUUCUUCAGCUGAUAACAGUGAGGAUGUAUUUGGUCAACAAGUGGCAAGUGAGCUGAAAAAAAUACAAAAUUCAGCUGUUCAAUUAAGAGUUCGGAGAAGCAUUAUGAAUAUGCUUUAUGAUGCCCAAGAGGAAGAACAGGCAAGAAAACAUGGGCACAACAGUCAGUUCCCACCAUUUUCAGCACCACAUGCAGCUCCACCAAUUUAUGGCCACUAUACACCCAUUGGUAUCUCAGUGCCAAGUUCACCCUUUCACACUCAGCACAGCCUCCAGUCUCAGUCUCAAAGCCUUCAGCCUCAACCCCCGUCCUUCUUACAGAUGAUGAAUACUGAUGAUACAGAUACCAGUCUGUAAUUAAGAUGUUGCUCAAACCCCUCUACCACUGACUGUUUUCCACUGAAGUUCUGUAGUCAGUGCUUGAGUGCCUAGGAAAUUUCUCCUGAGAGGUUCAUAUCCCGAGUUAAUAAUUUCUGUUAUUUCUGUUUCUUUUUUUUUUUUUGAGUGAACUGUUUACAAAGUGUUAACAGAGAGUUAACAGAGAGAUGUGUACAAAGAACUUGACUUUCAAGGUCACUGUAUUUUAUUUAAAAUUAAAAAGCCAUUUUUUUUGAAGAAACAAAAGGAGUAUUCACUUUGAAGUUAACUGAGUUGAUAGUAAAUAUUUUAUGUUCACUGUUUACUGAUUACAAAAUAAAAUGAG
Astyanax mexicanus (Mexican tetra) is the source of this 1749-nucleotide messenger RNA. RefSeq lists its product as uncharacterized. The transcript has 3 exons. Gene Ontology annotation, cellular component: nucleus; transcription regulator complex. The record is from RefSeq and is a predicted model, not a curated record. Gene Ontology annotation, biological process: regulation of transcription by RNA polymerase II. The coding region runs from base 318 to 1403 and encodes 361 amino acids. Lineage: Eukaryota; Metazoa; Chordata; Actinopteri; Characiformes; Acestrorhamphidae.